Molecule: messenger RNA, 7423 nt
Organism: Rhineura floridana
Lineage: Eukaryota; Metazoa; Chordata; Lepidosauria; Squamata; Rhineuridae
Gene: PDP2
Product: pyruvate dehydrogenase phosphatase catalytic subunit 2
Exons: 5
Coding region: 629-2242 (537 amino acids)
Biological process (GO): protein dephosphorylation
Molecular function (GO): cation binding; protein serine/threonine phosphatase activity
Source: RefSeq, a predicted model, not a curated record
GGGUUAAGUGAGGGAAGAGAAAAGAACCGGGCAACAGACUUCCCGUGACCAGUCUCCUCCAUUGCCGUAGGAGGAAACCUGGGCGGCUGCCAGCCCCUCAGAGUCGCCCGAGGGCGAAGUGAAACAAGGACAAGGAGGGAGGGCCGGCGAAGAGACGAGGAGGAGGCGGCCCUCGCGGGAGCUGCCGUGCCGUCCAUCAUAACCAGGCGAACGAGCUGCGCUGGGGGAGGGGGAAAGGCUUGAGCAACCAUGAGCUGCUCUGAGGGGCUGAGGCGACGCGAUUAAACGGCGACGGCGCUGAGGGGCCGCGGCCACCGGCUCUCCUUCUUUCCCACGCGAAGCGGGAGCAAUCAUCCCACCCUCCCUUGUUGAAGAUGCGGCAUGGCAGAGGAAACUAGCCCCUCUAGAGCCAAUUUAAACACACACACCAUUAUUGUCUCUGUUAAAUGAGAUGUACAAAGCAGGACAUCUGGGUCAGUGACGCUUCGCGAUAUAGAGGAGACAUAUAUUACUAACAAGUUCUAAGAGACCAGUCACUCCUGGAUAAUGCUCAGCUGUUACCAAGGAUUUGACAAUCACUAGAUUGCUUCUCAAAUCAUCCUGCUUUGGAGCAGAAUUGAUUCUUACGAUGUCAAGUGCUAUGACCUCGUGGAGUAUAAUCUCAGCAAGAAGCAUUAUCUGCACUUUGCAUGGAAAAGGACGUUUGUAUUCCAGGUGCUUUUCAAGCCAGAAGAAAGUAGCAUGGAGGAGUUUGCUUGCCAAAGGUUCUUUUUCUUUUUUUCUCUCAAGUUGCAGCUGUAGCAUGGACAGUGUUUUCACUGUGAGAAAAGCUUUCAGACAUACUUCCACAGAAGAAGAAGACUUCUCCUUCCACCUGACACCAUCACAGAUAAAUGACAUCUUAAGGGCAAAUGAGUUGUCCAUUACAGUACCUGAAUUCGAUGGGAAAAACCCGAGCUCAGUGCUGAAAUUUGAGAGUAAUCACUUGGCUGCCAACACCCCGAGUGAAGACCGUAGAAGUGCAGCUACUUGCUUGCAGACCAGAGGGAUGAUGUUUGGGGUCUUUGAUGGCCAUGCAGGUUAUGCCUGUGCCCAGUCGGUCAGUGAGAGACUGUUUUUUUACAUCGCUGUUUCUCUUUUGUCUCAACAAACACUGGAAGAAAUUGAAUCUGCCAUGGAGUCCAUGAAACCCGUUCUGCCUAUUCUGCAGUGGCACAAGCACCCAAAUGACAGGUUCUUUCAAGAAGUCGCCUCUCUGUAUUUGGAGCAGCUCAGGGUUUAUUGGCAGGACUUGCUGAACCUGGACAUGGAGCCAUGCCUUACUACAGAAGAAGCCUUAACCUAUGCAUUUAAAAGGCUGGAUUCAGACAUCUCUUUGGAGGUUCAGGCUCCCUCAGAAAAUGAACUGAUAAGGAACAUAGCUCUCCAGGUGGCUUUCUCAGGUGCAACAGCAUGUGUGGCUCACAUUGACAGUGUUAAUUUGCAUGUUGCAAAUACUGGAGACUGCAGAGCAAUCCUAGGGGUUCAAAAUAAAGAUGGGGCAUGGUCCGCCCUCUCUCUUACCCGAGACCACAAUGCCUUCAACAAAUCAGAAACUUUAAGGCUGAAAAGGGAGCACCCAUCCUCUGAAGAGGACACUCUCAUUGUGAACAACAGGUUGCUAGGAGUUCUUAUGCCUUCUAGAGCUUUCGGAGAUGUCAGGUUUAAGUGGAGCCAGGAACUUCAGCACAAUGUGCUGGGAAAUGGUUGCAACACAGAAGCUUUAAACAUUUAUGAGUACGUGCCACCAAACUAUCAUACACCUCCGUAUUUAACUGCAGAACCUGAAGUCACCUACCAUAAGAUAAGGCAGCAGGAUAAAUUUUUAGUGAUUGCUUCAGAUGGGCUGUGGGACAUGUUGAGUAAUGAAGAGGUGGUCAAGCUUGUUGCCGAGCAUCUGCUUGAAGGUGACAUCCAGAAAACGCCACUUGCUUUUAAGAAACCACCCAACCUAGGUUACAUGCAAAACUUGCUUCUCCAGAGGAAGGCCAAGCACAUCCAAUCCAGUGACCAGAAUGUGGCUACCCACCUCAUCCGACAUGCAGUUGGCAAUAAUGAACAUGGAGAGAUUGAUCCAGAGAAGCUUGUGGCAAUGUUGACUCUUCCUGAUGAUUUGGCACGCAUGUAUAGGGAUGAUAUCACAGUUACUGUGAUCUAUUUUGAUUCAGAUAUAAUUGAAGGUUACUACAGAGAGAAUGAAUAACUGACCUGUCUUUAUAAGACCAUAUGUUUUAAUUCUGGGGACCUAGAAAUACUAUUGUGUAGAAAUUCCCCUGUCCUAUCUUCAGCGGUCUAAUAGUGGCUUCUUUAAAAAUAAGAGUUCAUGUAAAAAUCAAAUAGCUUCUUUUGGUUAAAACAGCCACCCCAAACCUGAUGCCUUCCGGAUGUUUUGAACUACCCACUCCCAUUAUCUGCAGCCAGUACAGCCAUGCUGGUUGAGGCUGAUGGGAGUUGUAGUCCAAAACAUCUGGAGGGCACCAGGUUGGCGAUAGCUGGGUUAAAGCCAUGUAAAGGUAUUUAUUUUAGUAGAACAAACAUCUGCUUGUUGUUUAAAGCCCUAAUACAGGUGGCCAAAUCUCAUUGCUGUUGGAAUUUGUGACAAUGUCUUUGUGAACUGAGAAUACUUGCGUUAAACAAGAUAAAUCUUUUAGAAUGGUAGACAGCACUUUUUAUUUGAAGUCCAAGUUCCAAGAUAGCCAUGAGUGCAAAUACUGUGUGUGGGAGAGGGGUUAGUUUGGGUGUGCUCCCAAGACAAACUGUUUUGAGGGACAGUCUAUGAGGCGCUACUCUGGCUCCACAUGUGUUGAAAGGAGCUGAACAGAAGGGUCUCAUGUUGGAAAAGACUCUCUGGAAAUUGUGCCUCCAAAACAUGAUAUUUCAGUGAGACUUACUUCCAUGCAAACAUGAUAAAUCCUCUGCAUUUAUUCCAACAGGGAAGGUUUCUUUUAUAAAACACUGCAGCCGUUUAAAAGAAAAUGUUAAUUUGAUUGGCUCUUGUACUCAGCUUUCUGCUGCACCCUGUUUAAAGUUUGAAAACUGGCUUUCUUCUUGUUCUGGCUGUGACAUUGUUUAUGCACUGGACUAAUUGCUACUUGAACACAUUUAUACUGUACUGCAGGGAUUCAAAGCUCUUGUUUACUACUUCUACUACCAUAGUACCAAUUAUUGCUGUACCCCAGAACUUCUCAAGCCUUUGGGAAUUUUGCCCUUUUUUAAAUGCCUCAAAUUAGCUAUGUUGUAGUCUUGCAAAGUACUUGGCAGAAUACUUCUUUUUUUCAGAAAAACUUCCUUUCUAAUACAUUUUUGCAUGUAUAAACAUUUGGAUAUAUAACUGAUGGUGUUUUUUUUUGAAGCAAAUCAUUACUAGUGGAAACCAACUACUUUUGGCUUGUUGGGAGCAUACAAAUAAGGUUGUGGGUUUUUUUAUUUGCUUAAAAAUUAUACAUUUUUUAAAACAUGAAGUUUUGCUUGUAGACUAUAUGGAAAUACAGUCUUGGAUGUACAUACAGUGCUAGUUGUUCAUGACUAUUGAAUCUUCUUGACAAAUGCUCCCUAAAAAACAUUUUAGUGUUUUAUAUUAUUCCAGAUCACUCAUACUUUGAAUCCUGAUUUCAGAAAAGCACUUAACUGUAAAUUUAAUUUCAAGUAAGCGGUUGACUUCAUAACAGUUGCGUUCUUAAUUCAAACCAAUCAGAUAAAGGCACAUUUAAGGCAUUUCAAACUACCAUAUAAAGAAUACAAUGACCUUGUAUUGGGCAGUGAAUCGUCUAUACAGGUGGAAUUUUCCAUUCUGUGAGUCAAAGUUCGGGACUUGUUUGAAGACCACAUCUGAUAGCAUAAGGUUCAGGAAUAAAGCCUAGGGAAUUAAAAUCUUAAAUGUCAUGCUCUGCACAGAGAAAUGAGAGUGGAGUGGGGGAAGCUAUGAACUGCAAUUAAUGACUUAGUUUUAAUGUAGGUAAGAAAUCAUUUCUAUCUCCUAAGUAUGAUAUACCUUGAGGCUUGCAGGUAUGUUUAUCUAAAAGGGAAAGAAAGUGGGUGGGAGGAGAACUGAAGUAAGAAGGAAAACAAAAGAAAGUGGGUGAGGUUUGCAACAUAUAUUCAGUUCUGUAGAAUUUUAAUGCUUCUUAUUUUAGAAUCAGUUUCUAAAAAAAAAAUAAUAAUGAAAAGUUUGCCUUUCUGCCAGCACUUUAAAACAAAACUACUCUGCAUGGUUUUGUACACAGACAAGACUUAGACCAUAAAAUAUCGCUGAAUUGGAAUACAUGUCAUCAUCAUAAGUUUAUUACGGUCAAGGACCCACUAUAAAACAAGAGAUACAAAAUACAGUAUAUAUACAAAAGGAACAGAAUGACAAUAAAACAGAAUACAAAAUAAAAUUGCUUCGAAGCAAGAACAUUCAGUUAAGAGGGCAAGGUUAGCCGUAUUUGUUGGAAUACAUGUCUAGGUAUUACUUAUUAGCAGCGUGCCCAAGUGUUGCAUAAGAUCAUCAUCAAAUGUGGGAAAUGGUAUCCAUUUAGUAGAUGAAGAUUCUAGCAUCAAGUACAGUCUCUAAGGGCUGCUUAAAAGGGUCUUCUUCUGGUUUUUAAUCAGUUGUGAAUAAUUAAGUUAGAUGUGAGUGAAGCACUCGUAUGGCAUCUUCAAAAUAAAGAGUAUGUGUCAUUUAAGAGUUCUAAAUGUUUUUUUAAAAAUGUUAAUGAAGAUUGUGUUGAACUGUUACUUGCUAAUUGGCAAUUACUGUUUUAAAGGCCAUACUUGUAUUUUUUUUGUAAAAACAGGGCUAGCGCAUCUUUCAAACGAAGGCACGCCCAAUUUAAUUUAGAGUGAAAAUUAAUAUUUAGAAAGUGUUUGAUGGAUAUGCAGAUGAUACUAUUGGCUGCACUUCCUCCUUUUGUAGCUGCAGCAAACACAGUUGAUUGCCAUUCAUCUAUGUGGUAGGAACUAUAGUGCUUCUGAGGCAACUUCUGAAUUUCCUCAGAUUAGGGUUUCUUCUGAAGGGCAUGUGAUGUACAGCUUCUCUAAGUGCCCAUGUGACACUUCAUUCCAUGCUUUCUGAUCUACAGACACCUCCUUGCAGCUUAUCUUUCUGGCAUAUCUGACUUGCUGAAUCACUUCAAAGCAGUUCUGCUCAAUAAAUGUACUUUUCUGUUCCAAAGUCCCUUAUCUGUUAUUUGGACCCCUGCCUACUGUAUCCCAUCUGCGAGCAAAACCCUGUUGUCCUUCCAUUCCUGUUUCUAUGUGUUCUGCCGUGCUAUCACCUACCAACAAUGUAAAACAAUGGCCUAGUUCACACCUAAUGCUAAACCAUGGUUUAUUAAGCUAUGGUUUCUUAAAUCACAACUUAGCAUGUGUGAAUCCUGGCCAGCAGCUUAAUUGUGUUUUUACUGCAACAAACCACAAUCUGAAACCAUGACUUACUGUGGGUUUACAAACCUUGGUUUCUUUUAAUUAUGGCUUGGUGUUACAUGUGACCCCAGCACCCUUCCAUAACUACGGUUUGUUUGACCAUUGCACUCCCAGUUGCUCACCAAACUACAGUGGCACAAGGCUCAUAUGGGAACCAGGCCAAUGACUUCCUUGUUCAUCAAGCUGACUAAAUCUCUGCUAAAUCCUUCCUCAACACCUAUUUUACCAAACUAUUUUCAAAAACAUAAACUGGUCCACGUUCCCCAUCUUGUCUACUCUGGCAGUGGCUUUCUAGGGUCUUUCCUAGCCCAUCUACUGGAAGCCUUUUUAACUGGAGAGAAGCUGGGGGUUGAACCUGAAACCCUACAAAGCAUGUGCUGUAUCCGUGAGCUAUGGCUUUUCACCUCACUCUCUACUUUUCAUGGUCCCUCCAUGAUAUUUUCUCAAUUUCUGUGUACAAUGUCAAUUAGAGUUGCCAAGUCAGAAGCAUUCCAAACCCUGAUAUUUCAGGGGUGUGCCCUGGUGAUGUCAUUAAACAUGAUACAUUAAGCAUCAACCACAGUUGCUUGGAGCAUACCAGUUAAACAAUAACAUUUCUCUGAUACGAAAUUAAGAUAGAAAUCUUAGCUAAAUAAGGGUACUUCUAGGUCCAGCUGAAGUGAUGGGAUCAUUGCUUCUCACCUGCUUAGAUAGCCUGGGUAAGGAACAUUUAAUCUAGCCUGCUUGCUUCUGGCGAGAAGAGUUUAAGUGUCCUCAGGCCAGGCCAGUCACCAGAAGGCCAUUGUAGGAAGAAAGCCUAGUGUUGGGAUGUUAGAUGGGAGCAUUCACGAGUAAAGAAUGAUGGCCCUGAAGGCUGCAAUUCUAAACACUAAGAGCUAUAGAGCUCAACAGGGCUUACUUCUGAGUAGAUAUGGUUAGGACUGUGCUUUUGGUAAGGUUUGACUAGGGAUCUUCUGCAACGAUAUCCAUAUCAAAGAGGGUUGGAAUGCCCUGCCUACCUUUAACGUAGCUGCUCCAAACAUCUUUACAGACUUGACCCUUCAGAAAGAGGUUUGAGAAAUUAGUAAGAGUUAAGAAGAUUCUCUACUGUUUCCUGCCUACUCUGCGGGCUGCUAUAAACUCACUUUGACAGCCAACCCAAUUCUAGUGUGUAAUAAUUGACAGAGGGAAAACACACAGUUUGGUCUACCUUCACAGGCAGUAGAUUGAAGCCACACUUCCCAGUAUGUGAAUUCUCUUUCACCACUAUUGGGCAAGAAACAAGCUGUAAUGCAAGAAAAAAAGGUGCAUCAUAAGUGGGUUUAAGGGGGUUCAGCUGAGUGCAUCGAACCACUGUUGUUGCUUCUAUGGAUGGAUGUAAGAGAGUGAGAUCAGAGGUAAAUGAAAUGCAAAUAGGAAAACAAAAAUGAAGACAGUGAUGAUUUCCUAAAUGUAAUAGCAUACCAACCACAACAAGAUUCCUAUGAGUAAAACAGAAAACUUCCACAACCAGUCAGGGUUCCUAACCAAAACUAAAAGAAUCCUGGCAGCCAGUCAGCUAAGGUCACAGAAAUCCCCACGCAGCACAACCUGACCCAGGGACUGCGGUUAGUGCAGAAUGCUGUGGCACGACUGCUGUCAUGUAUGAGACCCUAUCAGCACAUAAUACCUCUGUUCUGAAAUCUGUAAUGGUUGUCGAUUUGCUAACAGGCCAAGAUCAAAGUGUGCUUUCCGUAUUACAGGUUCCACAUAGUACUUGUUCUGCUCUUGUAAGAAAUUGAUCCUUUAGUGUGGCAGUACCUGUGCUUUGGAACUCCCUGUCUAUUUAUAUUAGACAGGUGCCUUCAUUGUACUCAUUUUGGCAACUGCUAAAACAUUUUUGUUUAGGCAAGCUUACCCAGGCAUGCAGAAACUAUUAUGUUUUUAUCUGUUUUUAACUCAUUGUUGGCUUUAUUAUUUUGAAUGUUUUUAAAUACCUGUCUUUAACUGUUUUUGCCAAUAA